AUGGGUUCCAUAACUCCAAAGCCGGCUCCUCCUACUCCCCAACCAUGGGUUGAAACACCACUGUAUCGCUCAUCAAUUCUCUCGCGCUUCGCAGGAUGCAACAUUUAUCUCAAACUUGAGACCCUCCAACCAAGCGGCUCCUUCAAAUCCCGCGGCAUAGGCAACCUCAUGUCGCGCGCAAUCUCGAAAUACCCACCCAACACACCCGUCCGCUUCUACUGCUCCUCUGGCGGAAAUGCUGGGCUAGCAUGCGCUACCGCAGCGCUUUCGCUGUCCCAAUCCUGUACUAUCGUUGUGCCCUUCACGACCAGCGCGUUCAUGAUCGAGAAACUGAAGAGUCUGGGUGCGGAAGUGGUGCAGGUGGGCGAGCACUGGGCGGCGGCAGAUCAACAUCUGCGAGAGCAGUUGCUAGGGAAGGACAAGACGGGGGUGUACGUGCCGCCAUUUGAUCAUCCGGAUUUGUGGGAGGGACAUGCUUCGAUUGUGGAUGAGAUGGAGAGGCAGAUGGGGAAGAGAGGCGGAUAUGAUGCCGUCGUUUGUAGUGUGGGCGGUGGAGGGCUUUUCGCAGGAAUUAUGGAGGGGUUGGAGAGGUAUGGACGAUUGGAAGGAGAGAGGAAGAUGAGCGUUUUGGCGGUGGAGACGGAAGGCGCCAGAAGUUUGGCGUUGAGUGUUGAGAAAGGGGUGUUGAGUCGGUUGGGUGCUAUCACGACGAUUGCGAAUUCGCUUGGUGCUACUCAGGUUGCGCCAAGGGCUUUCGAGUAUACAAAGAGAUAUCCCGAGAAUGUUGCUUCGGUGGUGCUUUCGGAUGCUGAAGCUGCUAUUGGCAGUGUAUGCUUUGCGGAUGAUGAGAGAGUCAUUGUUGAGGCGGCUUGUGGUGUGAGCAUUGCAACUGCGUACAAUGGUACUAUCAGAAAUAUAGUAGGAGGAGGGUGUAGCGAUGAGGAGUUUGUGAGGAAGAAUGUUGUGAUUGUGGUGUGCGGUGGCAGUAAUAUUAGUUUGGACGUAUUGGAGAAGUACAAGGAGACUUAUGGGAAAGACGAAAAGGUCGUCAAAGGAUUUGGAAAAAGGCUGAGCUUGUAG
Molecule: messenger RNA, 1080 nt
Organism: Glarea lozoyensis ATCC 20868
Lineage: Eukaryota; Fungi; Ascomycota; Leotiomycetes; Helotiales; Helotiaceae
Product: Tryptophan synthase beta subunit-like PLP-dependent enzyme
Exons: 2
Coding region: 1-1080 (359 amino acids)
Biological process (GO): L-threonine catabolic process; L-serine catabolic process
Molecular function (GO): threonine deaminase activity; pyridoxal phosphate binding; L-serine ammonia-lyase activity
Source: RefSeq, a predicted model, not a curated record